CUCAGCAUAUUCCUUAAUCUCUCUGACCAUAGCAUUUGAUCUGUUCAAGGCUCAACAGGCAUGGACUCACAUAUUAAGGUAUUGGUGCGUGUUGGUGGAACGUGGGAUACACUUGGAAACUUCAGUUCAAAGUAUGACACUGUUAUUGAUGUCCGUAAUGAGGUCUCUCUGAAAUCGCUCAUGGACACCAUCAAAGCUGACAUUUCCAUGGACUGGUAUCAAAACGAUAUUCGCUUCUCCUACAUGGUUGCCUUGUGUCCACCGCCUAUCGUUAUUGCAGACGAUUCUGAACUACUAUUCUACCUGAGGCUGAAGUCCUACCAAAAUGACGUGCCAUACCUACCAUUAUGCAUGGAGGUUUUACCUACUGCUACAGUUGCUCAGCUAAAUGGUCAAGCCAAUUCAUCAUGCGCUCUUUCCCCUGACAUCAACAUCUGUUACAAUUCACAUAGUGUGGACUCCACUCCCAACUUAACGGGCCAAAGCAACACAAACCACAUGUCAAUCAAAAUCUCCAGUGGAAAGUCAGAUCACUCAAACAGCAUGAAACGAACCAGCCAAACCAAACGAAGGAGACAUCCAACAAAUCCAGUGGACGUUAUUUCACACUAUCACCCAACCACUCUUCAAGUUGACAGCAUUUACAAGUCCAAGCAAGACUUAUACCACCAUCUACAAAUGUAUGCAGUGUCUAAUAGUUUUCAGUACAAGACAAAGAGGUCCAAUAGAACGGUGUUGCACGUUGUAUGCGUUGAUGCGAGGUGUUCAUGGGCAGUUCGUGCGGUUAGUCUUGACAAUUCCCCGUUGUUCCAGAUACGCAGGUUUGAUUCAUACCAUUCGUGCCCUGUUGACUUACGGGAAGGUGACCACAGGCAAGCAACGUCAACAUUUUUAGCCGAUCUAGUCCUCCAUUGUUAUGUGGAGGCUACCAGGAAACAGUACCCUCCUAAUGACAUAUGGGACGACAUGCGACGGGAGUUUGGCAUUGCAAUGUCAUACAGGAAAGCACUACUCGUCAAACAGAAGGCAUUGAAGAAGUUGUACGGCUCCGACGAAGAAUCCUACCAGUUACUACCAUCUCUUUGCUAUAUGUUGGAGACAAAGAACCCUGGCUCUUCUAUCCGUUUGACUAGGUCCGAAGAUCAGAGAUUCAAGUAUUUGUUCUUCUCUUUAGCCCCGUGGAGACAAGCAUGGAAUCAUUGUGCCCCAAUUCUUGUCAUUGAUGGGACAUUCAUGAAAUCUUACUACAAAGGCACACUAUUAACCGCUUGCGGCCAGGACGCCAAUAAACAGCUUGUCCCCAUCGCCUUUGGAAUAUGUGAUGCAGAAGAUAAGGACUCAUGGAUGUGGUUUCUUAGUGAAUUGAAAACCACCCUGACCCCAAGGCAUGAUCUUUAUAUUAUGUCUGACCGUCACGAGGGAAUCAUUCAUGUCGUUCAAAACAGUUUCCCGAACGCAGGUCAUGGGUACUGUACAGAACACAUUGCCCGAAACCUGCGCACGAAAUUCAAAGGUCCUAAAGAAGACCUAACUUGGAAGUUCAGAAAAGCAUCACGUGCAGCAACUGAGGUGGAGUGCGAGGAGUACCUUCAAAAUGCUGGAAGAGCAAGACCACAGAAUACGUGGACCCAGACAUUUGUGGUAAACCUCAGAGACAAGUCAUGUACGUGCGGGGACUUCCAAUUGGACCAUUUUGUAUGUGUCCACGCUGUGGCAGCAAUAGGAUCUCGUCCAGGACUGUCAUGUUAUAAUUUCAUCUCCCCAUACUACAAACGUGAAGCAUUGGUAGCCACCUACAGCGGUAUUGUGCACCCAAUAGGAGACAAGUCCACAUGGGACAUCCCUUCUGAUGUCAAAACAAUGGUUUGCAAGCCCCCAUUAUGCAACAAGCGCCCCCUGGGAGGCCAAAGAAGAGGAGGCUACCAUCCGUUGGUGAAUUUCAUUUCGGCAAAGGUCGGAAAAAGCAGAAGUGUACCCGGUGCUUGAAGAUGGGACACAAUUUAAAGACAUGCAAAAACCCAAUACCAACUUGACAAUGUUUAUUACUUCCUCUGUCCACCAUAGAUCUUCCCAGACACUAUUCACAGGGUCAAACUUUAUUCACUUUGUUUGCUCAAUUUUACUAGUCAUUUCAUAAAAUAAUAUAGUCUUGUCACCUCUACUUUUGUAGAACUUUUCAUGUAGUUUAUUACUAUAUAAAUUUUAUUUUAAAAUUUUACUCCUAUAAUCAAUUAAAUUGAAUUGA
This is a messenger RNA of Cuscuta campestris, 2245 nucleotides long. The record is from the annotation of a GenBank genome assembly. NCBI's taxonomy places the organism in Eukaryota, Viridiplantae, Streptophyta, Magnoliopsida, Solanales, Convolvulaceae.